This is a messenger RNA of Rodentolepis nana, 462 nucleotides long. The record is from the annotation of a GenBank genome assembly. Lineage: Eukaryota; Metazoa; Platyhelminthes; Cestoda; Cyclophyllidea; Hymenolepididae.
AUGGGUAAAUUUGCACAGAAACUAAAGAUGAAAAGGGAAGCGAGGGCAAAAAGGAAAUCUGAAAAACAGGCGGCUAAAAGGUCCGUAAAUAAUCCAAAAAAGUCUGUCGUCACUUCAUCAAAAAAACAGGAAAAGGAAAAUUCGAAGAUCCAUAGUGAUGAUGACUCUUCGCAAGAAACUUCAUCUGAAGAAUCUUCCACUAUUGAUUCUGAUGAGGAAUCCUCUAGCUAUGAGUCAGAUUCGGAUAAAAGCUCUGAAGAUUCUGAUUCAUAUGAUACUUCUGAAGAAUCUGAUUCAGAGAGUGAGACUGAAUCUGAGAGCAAGGAAGAGAGUGAGAAGGUGGAAAAGCCAAAGCAAAAAUCUAAAUCUAAAGAGAAGUCUCUCAACAAAUCGAAAGAUAGUAGAGUAGCUGCGAACAAAAAUGUGAAAACGAAGAGGGGCCGUUUUGGCAAGAAGAAAUAA